Monodelphis domestica (gray short-tailed opossum) is the source of this 822-nucleotide messenger RNA. It is a transcript of the gene EXOSC5, whose product is annotated as exosome component 5. NCBI's taxonomy places the organism in Eukaryota, Metazoa, Chordata, Mammalia, Didelphimorphia, Didelphidae. The record is from RefSeq and is a predicted model, not a curated record. Gene Ontology annotation, molecular function: RNA binding. Gene Ontology annotation, cellular component: nucleolus; nuclear exosome (RNase complex); cytoplasmic exosome (RNase complex). Gene Ontology annotation, biological process: poly(A)-dependent snoRNA 3'-end processing; U4 snRNA 3'-end processing; rRNA catabolic process.
AUGGAGAUGGAGAUGGAACUCGGGACAAGCACUGGGGCCGGGUCGGGGACCGAUGCGGAUCUAAGUCCACGGGGCUCCGGCUGCAGCCUCCGGCAUUUCGCCUGCGAACAGAACUUGCUGUCCCGGCCCGAUGGCUCCGCCUCCUUCCUGCAAGGUGACACAUCAGUCCUUGUGGGGGUCUAUGGACCAGCAGAAGUCAAAGUCAGCAAGGAGAUCUUCAACAAGGCCACACUGGAGGUGAUUCUGAAGCCCAAGAUAGGGCUACCUGGCGUAGCAGAGAAGAGCAGGGAGCGGCUGAUCCGGACCACGUGCGAGGCUGUGGUGCUGGGGACCCUGCACCCCCGGACCUCCAUCACCGUCGUCCUGCAGAUCGUCAGUGAUGCUGGCUCGCUGCUGGCCUGCUGCCUAAAUGCAGCCUGCCUGGCCCUGGUGGAUGCCGGGGUGCCCCUGCGGGCACUGUUCUGCGGCGUCACCUGUGCCCUGGACCUGGAUGGUGGCCUCGUCCUAGACCCCACCGCCAAGCAGGAGAAGGAGGCUCGGGCCAUCCUUACCUUCGCCCUGGACAGCACUGAACAGAAGCUGCUCAUGUCCACCACCAAGGGACUCUACUCUGUGGCUGAGUUCCAGCAGUGCCUUGCCGCGGCCCAGCAUGCCUCUCUUCACAUCUUUCGGUUCUACAGAGACUCUUUGCAGCGACGCUAUUCCAAGAGCUGAAUAGGAGCCAGCCCCCCCCUCCCCCCCAGAGGAAGGGGCCUCUGAGGGCCCCCUGAGCCCCACACUGUGAUCUCCGAAAAUGUAAAUAGCACAUCCUUGUUUACCUCA